CGCCAGCGCGCGCCGCCGCCGCCGCUUGCUCCUUGGCCCCCCGCCUUGACCAUGGCCCCGCACUCGGCGCCCGAGGGGGCCUCGCCCCGACUUUUCACGUGGGACGAAGUGUCGCAGCGCUCCGGGCGCGAGGAGCGCUGGCUCGUGAUAGACCGUAAGGUCUAUGACAUCAGCGAGUUUAGCCGGAGGCACCCGGGGGGCUCGCGGGUCAUAGGCCACUACGCUGGCCAGGAUGCCACGGAUCCCUUCACAGCGUUCCACAUCGACAAAGCCUUGGUUCGGAAGUACAUGAACUCGCUGCUGAUCGGGGAGCUGGCCCCGGACCAGCCCAGCUUCGAGCCCAACAAGAACAAGCAGCUGACGGACGAGUUCCGAGAGCUGAGGGCCGCCGUGGAGCGCAUGGGACUCAUGAAGGCCAGCCCCACCUUCUUCGCGCUCUACCUGCUGCACAUCCUGCUCCUGGACGUGGCCGCGUGGCUCACGCUCUGGCUCUUCGGGACCUCGCUGCUCCCCUUCCUGGUCAGCGCCGUGCUGCUCAGCACCGUGCAGGCCCAGGCCGGGUGGCUCCAGCAUGACUUCGGACACCUCUCCGUCUGCCGCACAUCCACGUGGAACCACCUGCUGCACCAUUUUGUGAUCGGCCACCUGAAGGGCGCCCCUGCCAGCUGGUGGAACCACCUGCACUUCCAGCAUCACGCCAAACCCAACUGCUUCCGCAAGGACCCAGACAUCAACAUGCACCCCUUCUUCUUUGCCUUGGGGAAGGUCUUGUCAGUGGAGCUCGGGAAGCAAAAGAAGAAAUACAUGCCGUACAACCACCAGCACAAGUACUUCUUCCUGAUUGGGCCCCCGGCCUUGCUGCCCGUCUACUUCCAGUGGUACAUCUUCUUCUUCGUGGUCCAGCGCAAGAAGUGGGUGGACUUGGCCUGGAUGCUCACCUUCUACCUGCGGAUCUCCUUCACCUACAUCCCCCUGCUGGGCCUGAAAGGCUUCCUGGGGCUCUUCUUCAUUGUCAGGUUCCUGGAGAGCAACUGGUUUGUGUGGGUGACGCAGAUGAACCACAUCCCCAUGCACAUAGACCACGACCGCAACGUGGACUGGGUGUCCACUCAGCUGCAGGCCACGUGUAAUGUGCACGAGUCUUUCUUCAAUGACUGGUUCAGCGGCCACCUCAACUUCCAGAUUGAGCACCAUCUUUUCCCCACUAUGCCUCGGCACAACUACCGCAAAGUGGCCCCCCUGGUGAGGUCCCUGUGUGCCAAACACGGCAUCGAAUACCAGUCCAAGCCUCUGCUCUCCGCCUUCGCCGACAUCGUGCACUCACUGAAGGAGUCCGGGCAGCUCUGGCUGGACGCCUAUCUCCAGAAAUAGAGCCGCGGCCCGGACGGGGAGAGACCUUGGUGCAGAAGCAGGGAAGGAGGGACCACGCCACUUCAGUUUUGGUUUCCAUGGGAGCUGGGGAGAUGGGGGAGGGAAGGGCUGAGCCCCCGGCCUCGCUCUGCGACGUCACGGACUGGGGGCCGGCAGCGGGGAGAAGCCACCGGGGGCAGCCCUCGCCGCCCCUUCUUCCCGGCUUGGCAGGGAGAGAGCCGAGGACCGAGAAACAGGAGCUUCUGGGACUCACAAAGUGAUUUGGCCACACUAGUUACCACUCGGGGCUCCGCCCCUGGCUCGGCCCAAAUCAGAUGGGGAGGCCGGGCCGGCCCUGCAGUAAUGGGUCUGGCCGUUGCUUUCCCGGCCCCUCCUCCCCCCUUUCCUCCUCCUGGCCCAGAGAGUGGCAGCGGGCACCUGGGGAGGUGGAGAUGUCCGGGCCCAACGGGGAACGCUCCCUUCAGACCCAGAAGUCUCUGCUCGCCCCCCUGGCCGCUGGGCCCCCCAUGCUGCUCUGGGGACAGAAGGCCCGGACCUGCAGGGAGGGUUGGGUCCCAGGCCGCCGGGGCCUCAGCGGGAAGGCCGGGGCCAGUCGGCCCAAAGUUAGGGCUGGAAACCCUCCCGCUGCCCGCAUCCCCUUCUCCCCCCCCCCCCCCCCCCCGGGAGUUCUAGCUCUCCAUGUUACCUACACAGGGAGGGGGGCGCAGGCCUUUCCUCCCCGCUUUCACAGCCAGACCCGGUGGUGGGAGGAGGCUGCGGAGACCAGAGGUUUGUGGCCGCAGGAUUAAUGCCCUUUUCUGAGGCUGAUGGAGCCCUGUGUGCCAUCCCUUCCGAGCGGUGCCUUAUGCCAGGAUACUGCCUCUGGUCGGACACGGGCUGCCCCGGGGGCUGGCUCCCCUGCCUGUACACGGCAGCCAUGCGGGCAGUGCUGCCCCCUCCCCCCCAGCUUCCUCUGGGGCAAAACAAUGUGCUGGCCGUGAUCCCCAGCCCUUCUCUUGGUCACCAGGGAGCUUAUGGGGAAGGACAGAACUGGUUCCCUUCACAGGGAGAAUUGUUAAGUGGGCUGCAGGACCCCAGGGAGAGGAGCCAGGGCAAAGCCUGGAUAAUCAGGCAGAGGGGAAGUGGGUAUAGAGUAAGUGCCUAAUGAGUGCUUGUUGACUGAUUGGACCCCAAAAGAGUAAAUUCAUGAGGUCACACGUAUAUGUAGUUUUCAUUUGGUUGUCCUUGAACUGGGCCUACCAGAGAGCUCUGGGGGCCAGUCCUGUUCCAGUCUGCAGCCCACCCUCCUCCCCAAUUUUCUGGCUCUCAUUCCAGGACCCCCAGGGCCGAGUUCUCCUUUCCCACCAUCCUCUGGUGCUACCAUUCAUUCUAAAUGGAGAAGGGGGACACGACUCUUAGGGAGUUUUGGCCAGCCUGAGGCCCCCUAAAUCUGCAGAGCAUCUUGGGGUGGCCCUCCCUCUCCCCCAUAACAAAGGAUGACGGUACCCCUUUGCUGUUCAUUCUCCCCAUCUUCCCAGACCUGACCAGGUGGCAGGCAGGGGCUCCUGCUGGGCCGGGCUCCCGGCCUGCGCCAAUCGCGCGGCUGUUAAAAACCAAGACUAACGUGAUGCUGAGGAAUAAAACGAAUGUCUUUUUGGUCA
This is a messenger RNA of Antechinus flavipes (yellow-footed antechinus), 3011 nucleotides long. RefSeq names its product fatty acid desaturase 1 (gene FADS1). The record is from RefSeq and is a predicted model, not a curated record. Gene Ontology annotation, molecular function: oxidoreductase activity, acting on paired donors, with oxidation of a pair of donors resulting in the reduction of molecular oxygen to two molecules of water. Lineage: Eukaryota; Metazoa; Chordata; Mammalia; Dasyuromorphia; Dasyuridae. The coding region runs from base 52 to 1371 and encodes 439 amino acids. Gene Ontology annotation, biological process: lipid metabolic process. Gene Ontology annotation, cellular component: membrane. The transcript is spliced from 12 exons.